Molecule: messenger RNA, 1510 nt
Organism: Phragmites australis (common reed)
Lineage: Eukaryota; Viridiplantae; Streptophyta; Magnoliopsida; Poales; Poaceae
Product: probable pyridoxal 5'-phosphate synthase subunit PDX1.1
Exons: 1
Coding region: 136-1101 (321 amino acids)
Biological process (GO): pyridoxal 5'-phosphate biosynthetic process; pyridoxine biosynthetic process; amino acid metabolic process
Molecular function (GO): amine-lyase activity
Source: RefSeq, a predicted model, not a curated record
CGGCCGCCGCCCCUGCCCUGGAGUCAGUGUAGUGAGUCCAUAGCCCAGAACCAUCUCCUCCCUUCUUCCUCCUCCGUCAUUUCCUUCUGCGAAAAAAUUCUCUUUUGUCUCUCUCUUCUCCCAAGAAAACCUGAAAUGGCGUCCGACGGCAACGGCAGCGGUGUGGUGACCGUGUACGGCGGCACCAACAACGGCGCCGCCCUUUUGGAGCCCUCCAAGCAGCACAAGUCCGCCACCUUCUCCGUCAAGGUGGGACUGGCCCAGAUGCUGCGCGGCGGCGUCAUCAUGGACGUCGUCACCCCCGAGCAGGCACGCAUCGCCGAGGAGGCAGGAGCCUGUGCCGUCAUGGCGCUCGAGCGCGUCCCCGCCGACAUCCGCGCCCAGGGCGGCGUCGCCCGGAUGUCCGACCCGGGCCUCAUCCGUGACAUCAAGCGCGCCGUCACGAUCCCCGUCAUGGCAAAGGCCCGCAUCGGCCACUUCGUCGAGGCCCAGAUCCUCGAGUCCAUCGGCGUCGACUACGUGGACGAGAGCGAGGUGCUCACCCUCGCCGACGACGCCCACCACAUCAACAAGCACAACUUCCGCGUCCCCUUCGUCUGCGGCUGCCGCGACCUGGGAGAGGCGCUCCGCCGCAUCCGCGAGGGCGCUGCCAUGAUCCGCACCAAGGGCGAGGCCGGCACCGGCAACGUCGUCGAGGCCGUCCGCCACGUCCGCUCCGUCAUGGGCGACGUCCGCGCCCUCCGCAACAUGGACGACGACGAGGUCUUCGCCUACGCCAAGCGCAUCGCCGCACCGUACGACCUCGUCAUGCAGACCAAGCAGCUGGGACGCCUCCCCGUCGUCCAGUUCGCCGCGGGAGGGGUCGCCACCCCCGCCGACGCCGCCCUCAUGAUGCAGCUCGGAUGCGACGGCGUCUUCGUCGGCUCUGGGAUCUUCAAGAGCGGCGACCCCGCGCGCCGCGCCCGCGCCAUCGUCCAGGCCGUCACGCACUACAGCGACCCCAACAUCCUGGCCGAGGUCAGCUGCGGCCUCGGGGAGGCAAUGGUCGGCAUCAACCUUUCCGAUCCCAAGGUGGAGCGCUUCGCCGCCCGCUCCGAGUAGCCGACGGCACCCGGCCGGCUUUCCGACGUCUUUCUUCCAUCUCAUCUCAUCCCAUCCCAAUAAUGGUCGAGAUCGAUACUCCUCUAGUUGAUAAGUUGGUAAGAAAACCAGAACCUUCUUUUCCUUAAACAAUCGCCAUCGCCAUCGCCUCUUGUUGUUCAUUCUCCAUGGACAAAUCAAUCAUGUCUGUCAGCCAGUCAGCCUGCCUAUGAUGGAUGAAUUCGUGAGGAUGAUCAACAGAACAAGAGCAGCAGCUCCUGCUUGUUCUGGUAGCAGUAGCAGUUGCAGGCUAUAUUAUGUAUUGUAUUGUAUUGUACUGUACAAUAUUUGCCUGCUUGUUCUUUCUAUGGAUUCUGCAUACUGCUGCUGCUGCUGUAACUGAUCUUCAAUUUUUAUUGUUUUAUUGCCA